UGCAGCGAACGCCGAGGGUGUGUCUGAAACAUUCUCCGAAAGACUGUAGCCGGUGUGUUAGAUUUGAGGAGGGAUACGCACACUCACACACGCUCAGGCAGAGUCAUACAGAGGGAGACUGUGCCGCCGUGCUCCCCUCUGCUUUGCACGGCUGACACAUAAGAGCGUCAGUGUGCUGGUGUGUUGAACACGCCCCCCACCUCCUGUUUGUAGAGAACGGCUUUGCUCCGCCUGAUGUGUUUUACAUCCUCCUUUUAGCGUAAACCCGAAACUGCAAAAUAUUACCCAGCAAUUUCAGAAAGCAGAUGAGUGGACUUUGUCUUUUAGACUCUUUAGAGGAAAGCAGGAAGUCAGUUCUGUUUGAGGAGUCUGUAGGAGUGAAAGUAUACGGUAGCAGUGACGAGAGUUUGAGCGAGGUAGUAACCUCAGAGAGGAGGCAUACCGCUGCUCCUCCCACCACCAGCAGAGCACCGUUGGACACUCCUUGUGGUUAGAAGUGAGGUUCCUGCUCAGGUUUGGUGUGGAUGGUCUGCCUCUGUCGCCUUCCUGUGCCCCUCUGUGCAUGGGGAAGUUUUACCUCUGGGGUCACAACAAUGAGAAGACGAGGGAAGGAGGAAGUUCAGCUAAAACCAUUGAGGAGUUUCAGGAAAUAUGACGCCGAAGAGUGAAGAAUAUUUGUCUUUAGACAUCCAGGAUGUAGCAGAUAUGAAGCUGGCUCUACCUCCAGCUGAGAGCUCGGACAAAGAGUCCUCCACGAUGGUUUCGUCCACACCCCACCCCUCACGGUUAAAGUAUCUGUCCCUGGGGGUCCUGGUGCUGCAGACCACAUCACUGGUUCUCACCAUGCGCUAUUCCCGGACCCAAAAGGAGGACGGCCCCCGCUACCUGGCCUCCUCUGCUGUAGUGGCUGCUGAGGUCCUUAAAAUCUUUACAUGUACCUUCAUUGUCUUCAUGGAAAACAAAUACAGUUUGCGGGCGAUGAACCUGCUGCUGAAGGAGGAGAUUGUGAAGAAGCCCGUGGAGACCAUGAAGCUGGCCGUGCCUGCAGGGAUCUACACGCUACAGAACAAUCUGCUCUAUGUUGCCCUGUCCAACCUGGAUGCAGCCACCUAUCAGGUCACCUACCAGCUGAAGAUCCUCACUACGGCUCUGUUCUCCGUCUCCAUGCUGGGAAAGAGGCUGGGUCUGUACCAGUGGCUCUCCUUGCUGAGCCUCAUGGCUGGAGUCACGCUGGUGCAGUGGCCCACCGACUCUACGGGAGAGCAGAAGGUUCUGACUGCAGGCUCCCAGGUGGUCGGAGUGGCGGCGGUGCUGACGGCCUGUAUGUCCAGCGGUUUUGCUGGAGUUUACUUCGAGAAGAUCCUAAAGGAGACCAAGCAGAGUGUGUGGGUCCGCAACAUACAGCUGGGUUUGUUUAGCUUCCUUUUGGGUUUGUUAGGAAUGAUGGUGUACGACGGCCGGAGUGUGAGACAGUCCGGGAUGUUUCAGGGCUACAACGCCAUCACCUGGACAGUUGUUGUCCUGCAGGCUAUGGGUGGACUGGUCGUCGCCGUGGUGAUUAAGUACGCCGACAACAUCCUCAAAGGAUUCGCCACCUCCGUGUCCAUCAUCGUGUCCACCCUCAUCUCGUAUUUCGUCCUGAACGACUUCCAUCCCACGGGGGUGUUUUUCCUGGGAGCGACGCUGGUGAUUGCUGCCACGUUUCUUUACGGCUACCACGGCAAGCCCGCCAACGGCGCCGUCAAAGUGUAGUCAGGGAGCUCCAGCGAGCUGAUGGAUGGGAUGGGAUGGGAUGGCAGCCCUCCACCACUCCACCCCUCCACACCUCCUUCCUUUUCCAGCAUCGGUGGACUGUGAACUGUAACCACCGCUCUGGUGCUCCCGUGCUUAAGAUGCAGGAAGAGUAGGAGCAGCGCAUCUGGUUACCGUGGAGCCACUUCAGCUGGAAUCAUGGAGGGUCCAAUUUUCUUUGCAGAAAAUAUAAGGUCGUUCACACUGUGAUGCUGUGAAAACAAACAGAGCAGUUUAGUCUGCAGUCACGGGAACGUGGGCUGUUUUUGUUUAAUGAAUUUUUUUUAACUUUAGUGACUCGGGGAAACAGCAUCUUCCUAAAUCGGAACGUCAUAUCUGACAGCAUCUGAGUCAAAUGGGGAGAGCGCAGGCUCCCCCUAGUGGCGGGAUGAGGAGGACGAACCUUGCUGCAAAGAGGAGGGGUUUACCUCCGCCACGAUGUAAACCCCUCCAUGCUGGAUGUUCUUUUUUUUUCAUACCAGAUGAGAUAAAUGUAAUGAAAGCAACAUGACUGCCCUGACAUUGCUGCUCACCGUCUAGGGAAUUUACUUGAAAAAGAUUUUCUUCUGUUGUUCUGUAAAUGCAAAAUAAAGACUUUUAUGGAUGAAUAAGU
This is a messenger RNA of Xiphophorus hellerii (green swordtail), 2404 nucleotides long. RefSeq names its product solute carrier family 35 member A3b (gene slc35a3b). Gene Ontology annotation, molecular function: pyrimidine nucleotide-sugar transmembrane transporter activity. NCBI's taxonomy places the organism in Eukaryota, Metazoa, Chordata, Actinopteri, Cyprinodontiformes, Poeciliidae. Gene Ontology annotation, biological process: pyrimidine nucleotide-sugar transmembrane transport. The transcript is spliced from 8 exons. Gene Ontology annotation, cellular component: Golgi membrane. The record is from RefSeq and is a predicted model, not a curated record. Bases 652 to 1752 code for a protein of 366 amino acids.